AUGAAUUCGUCCAAGGAACACAUAAACUGGUUAACCGUUGGAGAAGUGAUCAAUCUAAUUAAGAAACCUGUCGCUUUGUACACCACCUAUAUCGUGGAAAGAUGGCAUGUCACACUGCGUAAAGAUUGCCUUGCAUUUGGGCAAUGCCUAAUUCCUGGAAAUUGCCAAAUGAAAAAGAAGCCUGACGACCUUUGCCGCUCUUGCAAUGGAUGGUACAAAGAGCUGGCUAAAUCACAUCUAAAUAAAGAUGAACGAAAGAUCCAAUGGCGUAAAAACUGCGACACAUCAAAGUUGCCUGUUGAUCCAUGGGAGGUAGCUAAGUUCUUCAUGCCUGUCCUUGGAGACAACAAGGGCACCGUUAUUGAAGCAGAAUCCACUGAUUUAUCACAUCUUUUAAACGUUCUUGUAUGGAUGAAAGAUGUAGCUUUUGCUCCAGACAGGCGUGUGGAUCUCGAUCUCGUUAAGAAUCUUCGUUCAGGAGUUAGAAACCCUUGGGCGCAUGCACCAAACCAAGAAUUAGCCGAUGCUGAUUUUAACAACGCUUUUGAUAUUGCCAAUAAGUUUGUUGCCAACCUUGAUAAUGUUUUUAGCUGUAACGAAGUCAAGAAAUGCAUAGAGGAUAUGAAGUUAGUACAAACUAACAAAAUAAGCAAUGUCGUGGAAGCCGAGUUAAAAGCUCUGAUUUCACUGCGCGGUGUGUUAGGUGCGGAUGUCAGCCAGUUAAAAGGAGAGAUAACGCGUUUAAAAGAAGAUCAAAGCUUCGACAGACAAGUUAUCAAGGAACAGGAAAGAAUGUUAGAAAAUUUGGUAAAUUACAGAAAGGAAUGCUCAACAAGAAUAGAUCGUGAUAAGUUGUUUUGCCGAGAAAUUAGUGAAAUUCGUGCUGACAUCAAGUCAUUACAAGGAACUAAGGAUCGGUUCCAACAAAAAAGCUGUUUACCCGACAAACCGCCAACAAUUUUUGGGCGUGACGCCGAAGUGAAGAAAAUCGUUUGUUCCUUGGUGUAUGAAGACUGUGGAAUUGUUUCAAUUGUUGGUGGACCAGGGUUUGGCAAAAGCACUGUCGCAGUCGAAGUUUCCCAUCAUUUAAGCGAUAGUCAUGAUAUUGAAGUCAUUUUCUCAUUCCUGUCAAAUGUUUCUACUGUGCCUGAAGUUAUUCAACGUCUCUGUCGUGACGUUGGCGUGAAUCCUGGAGACGAUCCUGAAUCAUCGUUGAUAUUUUGGUUAAAAAGUAUUGAGAAGAAAGUUGUCCUUGUCAUAGACAACAUUGAGCAGCUGCUUGAAAGCAACGUGAUAUCUCAGUUUACUGAGUUAGCAGUUACUCUCAGAAAGAAUUCACGGCGACAGUUGCAGAUCCUUACAACGACAAGAACCGAAUUCUCAAUUCCUGAUGGAACUACCGAAAACGUUCAUUUAAGAGAGUUGGAUAAAAGUGCUAGUGUCGAACUUUUGAGAAAGUUUUGUCGCAAUAAAGAAGUAAAAGAUGAAAACCUGUCGGAUUUGGCUAAGUUGUGUGGUUUUGUUCCUCUAGCUUUGUGUAUCACAGGAUCUAGAAUUCCACGUCUAGAUGAUCCUGCUGAAUUGAUUAA
Paramuricea clavata is the source of this 1589-nucleotide messenger RNA. The record is from the annotation of a GenBank genome assembly. Lineage: Eukaryota; Metazoa; Cnidaria; Anthozoa; Malacalcyonacea; Plexauridae.